Pygocentrus nattereri (red-bellied piranha) is the source of this 2183-nucleotide messenger RNA. RefSeq names its product uncoupling protein 1 (gene ucp1). NCBI's taxonomy places the organism in Eukaryota, Metazoa, Chordata, Actinopteri, Characiformes, Serrasalmidae. Gene Ontology annotation, cellular component: mitochondrial membrane. Gene Ontology annotation, molecular function: oxidative phosphorylation uncoupler activity. Gene Ontology annotation, biological process: response to cold; mitochondrial transmembrane transport; adaptive thermogenesis. The record is from RefSeq and is a predicted model, not a curated record. Bases 105 to 1034 code for a protein of 309 amino acids. The transcript is spliced from 7 exons.
UAUAGAGGGAGAGAGAGAAAUGUACCUGCCUUUAUCAAGAUCAAGCUCAGCUCAGCUUCAUCCAAAGGGAUUAUUUGACCACCGGAUUAAAAACACAGGUCAUCAUGGUGGGUCUGAAGCCGUCUGAUGUUCCUCCUCCUCUGGGAGUGAAAGUGCUGAGCGCAGGAACGGCUGCCUGCAUCGCUGACCUGGUCACCUUCCCUCUGGACACUGCCAAAGUCCGACUACAGAUUCAGGGGGAGAAGGCGGUGGUGGACGCUGCCAAGGACAUUCGCUACAGGGGCGUGUUUGGGACCAUCAGCACCAUGGUACGGACAGAGGGGCCUCGCUCACUCUAUAAUGGCCUGGUGGCCGGCCUGCAGAGACAGAUGGCCUUCGCCUCCAUACGAAUCGGCCUCUAUGACAACGUAAAGAGCUUCUACACAGGAGGCAAAGACAACCCUAAUGUAGGUAUCCGGAUCCUGGCUGGCUGCACCACGGGGGCCAUGGCUGUUUCCAUGGCGCAGCCCACAGAUGUGGUGAAGGUGCGCUUCCAGGCUCAGAUGAACCUGCAGGGAGUGGCUCGCCGCUACAGUGGCACCAUGCAAGCUUACAGACAGAUCUUCCACCAUGAGGGCCUCCGGGGACUGUGGAAAGGGACACUGCCAAACAUCACUAGGAAUGCCUUGGUCAACUGCACAGAGCUGGUGUCCUAUGAUCUCAUCAAAGAAGCCAUUCUCAAACACAAGCUCAUGUCAGAUAACCUGCCGUGCCAUUUCCUCUCUGCGUUCGGUGCUGGCUUCAUCACCACGGUGAUAGCCUCUCCUGUAGACGUGGUGAAGACUCGCUACAUGAACUCUCCUCCUGGCCAGUACAAAAGUGCCAUCAACUGUGCCUGGACCAUGAUGACCAAAGAAGGCCCCACUGCUUUCUACAAAGGGUUUGUACCAUCCUUCCUCAGACUGGGCUCCUGGAACAUCGUCAUGUUCGUGUCAUUCGAGCAGCUGAAGAGAGCUAUGAUGGUGUCCAGGAAUAAGAUAGAAGCCACCAUGUAGAGAAAAGUACUAUAAUUCUGCCCCCAUUUUGAACUCAUGGACUCGGAGAAAGCAGCUGGUUUAAGCCUCCUAAGGGGAAAGUGAUGGAGGAUAAAAGCAAGUGGCCUAUUAUUUAAUUUAUAAGUUUGAUACUGAACUAACUAAAGGAAGUUCACUGGCUCACAUAGCAUUACAACACAGAGCAGGCUACAGCAGGACCAGUUCAUGUUUAUGGCAGGCCAGCAUUAUAACUUAUCUCAAAGCUCUGUGUGUGUAAUGUUGUCUGAGUCAGGGCUCUGACAGUGUAUUUCAGAAACAGUGUUUGCGGUCAGCUGUAGCUGGCAGGCAGUGAAAAGCCACUUUCUGCACUUUGGCCUUCCCUCGAUGAUCCAUUCAAAUGAACACAGUGGAUUUUUCGCAGAAUGUACACUAUAAGCUACCAUAUUGGUUUUAUAAUUAUUGAUGCUAAUUAACUCUGCCACACUUUACUUUGAUGGUCCCCUACAUAUGCACAAAUCAUCAGGGUUUGGACUAGGGUUGAAGUUUUAGGUUAAUUAGGUUAUAUUUAGGUACCACUUUAGAAUAAGGCUACCUUCAUAAAUGGGUUAUUAAUGGUUUUAACUUGACAGGUGUCAAUCAGGUCACGAACAGAUUUCAGUCCUUAAUAAGCACUUAUAAAACACAAGUGACCUGUUUGCCUAAUACUAAAUUCACAUUACUUUGUGUUCUCCAUCAGUCAGCACUGAACCUGCCAGCUUCAUCACAUAUUCACAUUCAUCAUUUAUAACAGGUCACUUUUGACCUUUCUAGUAAUGUGUCACACUCAUUCUAAACUAUUCAUAAACCCUUUAUAAGGGCAGUCUUAAUUUACAGUCAUACUGAUAUUUAAGUUGAGCAUCUAUAGUGGAUCAUCACAAUAAAGUGUUGUCGUUAACUCAUUAAUCCUUUGUUUAAAAAGGAAAUCCUUCACCGGGAUAAAAACUAUGUUUUUAAAGUUUAUUUUGAAUCUGCCUAUUCACUGCAUGAACCUCUACUGUGGAGAGAGAGUGACUGAUCGAGUGCUGUAAACGUGCAGGAGCAAUGUGCAAGGACACAUCCAGCACUGUGACACAUAUCAAGGUCCAUUUCUAAAAUAAAUAUUAUUUAAGUGAAACACACUUGAGUGCUUUA